GUCAAAGUAUGAAGAUCAAAUCAUCAAAUAUUAGGAUAAAUAACAAACUGAUUCAUUGAUAAUAUCUAUUUCUUUUUUAAUCUCAAAGACAGUACAAUUUCGCCUUGCGCGUUAAAAUAUCAUCUAUUAUCAUAUAAUAUUAUUACUAAAUUACAGUGUCCAUCUUUAUAGAUAAGUGAAAAUGUCGGUAAAUAUACCAGAUUGCCCACCUAGUCUAAAAUCGAUUCAGCAUUACUUAAAAACUGCUGCUGAACAUGACUCCAGAGAUCCUGUUGUGGCCUAUUGGUGCAGAUUACAUGCCUUACAAGUUGGGCUUAAAGUUACAGAAAAAAAGACAUCUGAAGAAACAAAAGUUUUAAUGGCAAUAAUGGACUGGUUAGAAGAAGCCAAAAAGAUUUUUAAAGAUAAUGAAGCUAUUUCCAGUGAAGUAGUAGCUCAAGCACAUUUGGAAAACUAUGCUCUGAAAUUGUUCUUAUUUGCUGAUAAACAAGAUCAGGAACAAAACUAUGGAAAGAAUAUUGUUAAGGCAUUUUAUACAGCUGGAGUAAUCUAUGAUGUACUCACAACAUUUGGAGACUUGACAGAUGAAGCAACCCAAAAUCGCAAGUAUGCUCGAUGGAAGGCUGCUUAUAUUCACAACUGUCUCAAAAAUGGAGAGACUCCAGUCCCAGGUCCAAUGCAGUCGGAAAAUCCAGGCCAAGACGACGAGCAAUCUACUAAUGACGUCAACCAGCCUGGCACCGCUAACUCUCAGACAUUUGGUUUUACCAAUAUAACACCAGCUACUCCACCGGUACCAACUGUCCCCACGAGUUUCACCAACAGCCUGCCAGACCCCAAUGCGGCGAUGCAGGCAGCGUCGCAAUUGCCCCCGGUCCCGUACACGCCUGAUCCCAACCCGGGAGGGUUUGUCCCGUACGACCCCUCACAGCAGCCUCAGCCCGCACCGUCUAAUACGUUUUACGGCGAUAAUUCUACUAGCGUGGCGCAACUUAGUCCCGAUCAAAUAGCUAAAGCUCAGAAGUAUUGCAAGUGGGCGAGCAGUGCCCUCAAUUACGAUGACAUUAAAACGGCCAUAAUGAAUUUAAGAAAUGCCCUCGAGUUGCUCCAGACAGGCCGGGAUCCAGCUUAAAAUGCAGCGUAUGUAUAUUGUAUAAUGUUCAUGUAAUACUGAUUAUUGUUACAAAAUUCAUUUAAAGUACUAUGAAGCAAUUAUGUUUAUUUAAAUUGUAGCUACACUUGUGUAAUUAACAGAUAGUAUUAAACUCGUAACAAAAAGUAACACCAUAUUAUUUAUUACGAUAAAUUAUUCAAUUAUGGUAUCCAACUUUUUCAACAAAAUACAAUUUUUUAUUUCAUUCAGUACAAUUUAUAUAUGGAAUUAAAAUGGCUUGCUUAUAAGAAGCCAUUUUAAAUUC
This is a messenger RNA of Vanessa tameamea, 1418 nucleotides long. It is a transcript of the gene Vta1, whose product is annotated as vacuolar protein sorting-associated protein VTA1 homolog. The coding region runs from base 182 to 1132 and encodes 316 amino acids. Gene Ontology annotation, cellular component: multivesicular body. Gene Ontology annotation, biological process: late endosome to vacuole transport via multivesicular body sorting pathway. The record is from RefSeq and is a predicted model, not a curated record. Lineage: Eukaryota; Metazoa; Arthropoda; Insecta; Lepidoptera; Nymphalidae. The transcript is spliced from 4 exons.